GUGCUGCCUCAUGCACCACGUUACCUUGCCUCUGUGCUGAGUCCUCGCUUAUUGCAGUAUUCUCGAACACUGUAACUGACAUAAUGGUCAGAGAGGCAUAUGGCCCGCCACAAACAGAAGGAUGAGGAAGCUGGUGCUGAAGGUUGCGGUAUCCUGAAUACUCGUAAGCGCAUGUGGAAAGACGAGGAAGGCAAGAUCGUGACCAAGAAGCCCGCCAUUGCGAUCGACGCCCAGAAGCCACAGCCGCCCCCACAGCCACACGACGAGGACCCACUACAAACUCUCGCUGAUUUUGCCUUGUUUGCGUCUCACGAAGAGGGUGCACCGAUAUCACCGCCCAUCUCACACAGCGCGUCGCUAAAUACCUCUCUUGACGAUCACGAUUCCGGGAUAGCUUCAGCCUACCCACCUACUACCCUUGACCCCAACACAUUAUCGACACAGACAUACUCGCCGAUUGAUCAAAGAUUCUGGUCCACUGAUCUGCCACAACCUGGACCUGACCCAUUCGCUACGGCUACGUUUGACGAUGCACCCUUCGACGACAUCUUUAAUCCAGAUACGGCAAGCUCAUUCAACAACCCUUUUACUACGAUGAACAACUACAACUGGCUAUUUGAUGUGGACUUGGCCCAGGCCACACAGGUGCAACAACAACCUGCCGUACAUGACCCGUUCCCCAACUUCUCCUUCCCGAGCAACACAGUUCCCCAGCCGAGUCAUGCCUUCGAACUCCAGUUUGAUCAUAUGAGUUUCGACAAGCCGCUAUCUACAGAUGGCCAAUUUGGAUCACUUCCAUCGCAGCGAACGGAUUCGGUGGUUCAUCAAUCUCCCACAGCACCUAUUAUCACGCCUCCACUCAGCGAACUGCAAGUCCCAGAACGGGAGAACUUAACGCAGGCCCGCCAGGCAACAGCCCCAGUUGUUCAGCAGAGCACACCGAACGCCUCACAGUCACAGUCGUGUUCUCCGUUGUCUGAUAUUGAGCGACCAAUGUCGAUGCUUCAGCCCUCGCAGAGCCUACCGAUCAUAGACGAGCUUGCAAGACAACAGCUAUUGGAUCUCAUCGACAUAACUCAGCCAACAGCACCAGAUGGCAGCAUUGUCAUGCGAGACCAUCCCCUCCUGUCCCUGGGCUGUCUUCAAACUUACUGCGACUUAUUCUGGACACGCUUCAACACCACAUACCCAUUGAUGCACAUGUCAACAUUCGAGCCAUCUCAUGUCGACACUCUGCUGUUAAUGACUGUGUUACUACUAGGCGCUACCUACGGAGAGAAAGAUGCCCAUCAGCUUGCAGUGUGCAUACAUGAUGUCAUGAGACCGCAAAUCUUCGCCAACGCGGGAUUCUCAGCCAAACCUGACUUGUGGGUGCUGCAAACGAUCUUGCUUGUCGAAUGCUUUGGCAAGAGCAGAGCUGGGCAAAAGCAGCACGACAUGUCUCAUCUCUUCCACGGGCUGCUCAUUAAUUUGAUUCGUCGGAGUGAUUGCCAGACUAUUCGGCCACCCACCCUUGAGGACGCCACUGAUGAUCUCGAGGAUGACUGGCGGACUUGGGUCGAUGCUGAGCAGAAAAAGAGACUUGCAUUCCUUUGUUUCAUGUGGGAUACACAGCAUGCAGUACUCUUCUGCCAGUCGCUUUGCAUGUCAGCCUUCGAACUUCGAUCGAACCUGCCAUGCGACCAGUCACUGUGGGAGGCCGAUUCUGCGGAAAUAUGGCACCAGUUACGAAAAAAGCAGCCGACACCGCCCCUUUUUUUGUCUUGCCUGAAGAUGUAUUUGCAUCCGAACGCAACGGCAGUACCAAAGAACCUCAAUAAUCUUUCCCGCUCGCUGCUACUACAUGGCCUGAUGUCUGUAGCAUGGGACAUGCAACGGCGCGAUCAAACCUCACUCGGCGAUCCUAUAUCCGCAAAUCCACUUGGCAACUGGCAAUCUCGUCUAGCAACCUCAUAUGCUGCCUGGCACGCUGACUACACAGCCUUUUGCAACACAUACACCGCGCGUCUUCCCUCACAAGAUCACUUCUUCGCCAAAGAAUUUCAAGUUAUGCGCUCUGCAACCCUCUCACUCUAUCACUCCGCCCACAUCCUCCUCCACACACCCUUCCUCGACCUUCAAAUCUACGCCGGCGCCCGGCACAUCCUCGGGCGCCCUGUCGCCCGCGCAGACUACGCGCGCAGCCAGCGCAUUGUCAAGAAAUGGGUAGCCGAAAACAUCAAAGAAGCCGGUAAGGCCGUGUGGCACGCAGCCGCACUAGUACAUCAAGGCGUCGACGUACUUGACGGCGAACUCGAUGUCGGCGCUGGCCGUCUCUGGCACCACCCCUGGGCCGUAUAUCUCGGCACCCUGGUUGUGUGGGGCGUGUGGUAUGCGCGUCCUCAGCCUGCGAGCGGUGAGGUGCCGCCGUUGCUUGGGCUUGAGGAAGAGGAUGAGAUUAUAUGGGAUCCGGCCGCUGAGAUGAAGGGGUUGUUGGAGAUUAUUGCGAAGGCGGAGCCGGAGAUGUUGUUGCAGGCUCGGUAUAAGGCCGGUAUAUCAGGGGCGGUGGGGAAGAGGGGAACGAAUGGACUUGCGGCGUGCGUAAGUAGGUGUUUGAGUAAGGUGAGAUGGGCUGUCGUACAUGAUGGUAUGAUGGUAUUGAGAGGCUUGGUGCAAUGGAGGCUGGUGGGUGGGAGCGGAGGCGGCAUGUUUGCGUAGAUUUGAAACAUGAGUAGUGACCCCAGGCUAGUGCAGCGCUGUAUCACAGGUAAUCUUAAUUGUAACGCAGUACAACUAUCGUGACUGAUGCCAUAACAUGAAGUUUCUAUUGAUACAAGGUAAGUUUACACGCAUGACUCGGCUGAGAGACCCCUUCGCAUCAUUUCAGCUAGCUGACGUAACUGUUCCUUUUGCUGGCGAGCUUUUCUUCCGGAGCUUGCCCUACAAGUUGAAGGUUAGAGUUCCAGCAGCUCCAUCAGCUCAUACGUAAGUCCUUUAGAGCAAGUCCUGAAGCUUAUCUUUGUAUUAGUGACUU
Messenger RNA from Didymella exigua CBS 183.55, 3013 nucleotides. RefSeq lists its product as uncharacterized. Bases 100 to 2697 code for a protein of 865 amino acids. The record is from RefSeq and is a predicted model, not a curated record. Gene Ontology annotation, molecular function: DNA-binding transcription factor activity, RNA polymerase II-specific; RNA polymerase II cis-regulatory region sequence-specific DNA binding; zinc ion binding. Gene Ontology annotation, biological process: regulation of transcription by RNA polymerase II; DNA-templated transcription. The transcript has 4 exons. Gene Ontology annotation, cellular component: chromatin. NCBI's taxonomy places the organism in Eukaryota, Fungi, Ascomycota, Dothideomycetes, Pleosporales, Didymellaceae.